AUGUUCUUUGGCUAUGUUAAUCUUGAGUCAGGAAAUGACUCGGAAGAGGUCGAGCUUGAACACGCUGUAGUAAAAGUUCAGGCUGCUUUCAGAGCUCAUCAGGCACGUAGAGCAUUUCGAACCCUUAAAGGUAUCAUCAGGCUACAGGCAGUUAUCCGCGGUCACCUAGUCAGAAGACAAGCCGUUGCUACGUAUUCAUGUAUAUGGGGAAUUGUGAAGUUUCAGGCUCUUGUUCGUGGCCAGAAAGCUAGAUCUUCAGAUAACGGGAUUCAAUGUCACAAAACUCAUAAGGAAAUCGCCGGUGAUGAUUCGGAAGCUUUGCAGUUGAGCACGUAUAGUUGGAUGAAUAAUCCCACAAAAUUCUUCUUUGUUGAGAAGCUUCUAGCUUCAUCACCAACAGCAUUGCCUCUGAAGAUCCAGUAUGGUCCUGAGGAACCUAACUCAGCCAAGGUUUGGCUUGAACGUUGGACACAAUUGCAAGUUUGGUCUCCUGGUUCACGAGCAGCUAAGAUUCUAGUUCCAAAACCUAAGACAAAGAAGCGAAAUUAUCAAGAAGUGGUUGAAACAGAAAAGGCCAGGCCAAAGCCAGGUGUCAAGAAACAGUCCGGCCGAAAUAUUGGAAACGGCUCUAACCGUUCUGCAACUGAAAGUGAGAAACCGAAACGAAAUGUGAGGAAAGCUUCCACGCUUAGUAAAGAUCCCAUGAGAAAUGAGAGUGACAAGGAGAAGCACAAUUCGAGAAAAAGUAGAAGUGCCUCCAAGGAGGGAUCUCCUUUUGAGAUUAAAGACGUGAAGCCUAGGCCUAAUGUUAAAAGAUCAUCUCUUUCAAACGGUUUAGAGAAAGCCACCCGUAAAUCUGCUGAGAAGAAGAAAGAUACUGCAGAUUCUGUGCAGAUAAAGCCUGAAGUGAAGGUUGCCGAUGUUCUUGAAGGAGAAGACACUGUUGAGUCUGCUGAGAAGAAGAAAGAUACGAUAGAUUCUAUGCAGAUUGAGCCUGAAGUGAAGGUUGCAGAUGUUCUUGAUGGAGAAUUCAAUGUUGAGUCUGCUGAGAAGAAGAAAGACACUGCAGAUUCUGUGGAGAUAGAGCCUGAAGUGAAGGUUGCAACAGAUGUUCUUGAAGGAGGAUUCACUGCGGAGUUUGCUGAGAAGAAGAAAGAUACCGCGGAUUCUGUGCAGAUAGAGCCUGAAGUGAAGGUUGCAGAUGUUGUUGAAGGAGGAGACACUACUGUUGAGUCUGCUGAGAAGGAGAAAGAUGCCACAGAUGUAGUUCCUAAAGUGUUCGAUGUCGAGAAAGAAGAGAUUGCACCGGAGGAAGAUGAACCCAGAGCUGCAGAGACUAGUGAUAAAGGUGAAGUCCUCAAAUGCUCAGAUGUGAAGGUAAGCUCUGAGAAUGGUAAUAUUGGUUCUGAUAAUACAAAGCCAACUGAAAGACGAGUGUCACUGUCUGCAAAUAUUGACAAUCAAGAUGACGGGCUUAAACAUAGCGGGAGGAAAAUCCCCAGCUACAUGGCCCCGACUGCAUCUGCGAAGGCUAGAGUGAAAGGAGAAGGUUCACCAAGGUUUUCCCAAGAGAAAACUGAGAAAAACGAGACAUUGCGGCGCCAUUCGCUGGCUUCUCCAGCCAAUGGUAAGAUGACUACUACUACUAUGUCUCCAAGGGCUCAAAAACUUCUCCUAGUCUCAGCCAAAGGAUCUAUGAACGGUGUCAAAUCUUUUACUUCCUCUAAGGACAUAAGUGGUAAGCAACACUCAAACUAA
Messenger RNA from Arabis nemorensis, 1758 nucleotides. The record is from the annotation of a GenBank genome assembly. Lineage: Eukaryota; Viridiplantae; Streptophyta; Magnoliopsida; Brassicales; Brassicaceae.